Auanema sp. JU1783 is the source of this 306-nucleotide messenger RNA. NCBI's taxonomy places the organism in Eukaryota, Metazoa, Nematoda, Chromadorea, Rhabditida, Rhabditidae. The record is from the annotation of a GenBank genome assembly.
AUGGUGUGCGCAACAUGUGAAAAAAAGUUAACUAAAAUCGUUGGAGUUGACCCUUACCGAAACAAGCUUCAUAACAAGAGCUUGGGGGGUGGAGUGAGUAAAGCAAAACCUAGUGGCUCAACGAAUAAAUUGAUAGGGGUUCAGAAAAAAGCGACGAUUGCUGGAGUCAAGUGUAAGCUUUGUAAAUGUUCUAUACACCAAGUAGGAUCUCACUACUGUCAAAACUGCGCCUACGAAAAAGGAAUAUGUGCGAUGUGUGGCAAAAAAAUACAGAAAGUAGCUGGUCUUAGACAAAGUAAUGUUUAA